GUUCUAAUUCUAAUAAAACCCUCCCCCCAUACAAAUGCUAUAUUACAGCUCGUAUGCAGGCGUAACCGAGUGAGUCGUCUGCACACUUCAGGCAUUUCCAAUUCCAAUUCACAGAGGACAGUGGAGAGAGAGAGGAAAAGGGGUUCCUGUCUACGUUCUUCGGCUUCCGGUCAUCUCGUCAUCUCGUCAUCUCGGCCAUGUUUCAGCAUAAAUACCAGAGGUUCUUGUAGGCUAUCAUGGUGAGAGCUUGAGGUGGCGUCUGGCGGAGCUGCAGAGAGGGGAGAUGAGAGAGAGAGAAGAGAAAUACAGACUACAGAGAUGAUGGCGGAGCCGCGACUGGCAUUGCCGCUUGAUGCUGGUAGUUAGCAUGGGUCGUGUGGCGGAGAUGACAGGUGAGAAGCCGAGAAGAAAACUGAAAACUAUUGGCGAAGCGGCCACCGGCAUUGCUGCUUGGUGCUGGUGAUUGGCGUAGGCUACACGGUGGAGAUAACAGAAGAUAAGCCAAGAAGAGAGACCGAGAGUUAAUUAUCCCAUCACACGUGGAAGAGUGAAGAUUAAAUUAGUGAAGAUGGAGGUGGGUGGUGGGUUUUGAAGAUCCAAGAUAUACAAAUGGAAAGAAGAAUCAUCAGCAUUGAAGCUUGUGGAUAGGAAUGACCCCUCUUUAAUAUUAGAGGGUGAAAUGCAUAAAGAAGAACUUUGUAAAGUUGAACUGAAUCAACUGAUCAUAGAUAAGUCCAAGAAACUUCAGGAUGAUGUCCAAAAGCUAGGGUUGAAAAUUAAACAUCAUGAAGAGAACCUGAAGUUUCUGAAGGCUGUGACAAAUGACUUGGACGAAUCUAUUCUUGAUAUACAAGUUAGUCUUGGAAAGUACCAUUCAUCAAGUGAAGCUAAGAUCGAAACUGAGAAUCUUAACCACUUUCAGACUGAGGAGGACACAAUUGAACAGAUACUAAGGCAGGAGAAAUCUGCUGCAGGCAUAUUAUGCCAACUAAAAAUGCGUCAUGGGACUCAGGCAUCAUAUCUACCAUUAACCAAGGAUGUUCUGGGCAUUGUAGCUACACUUGGAAAAGUAGAUAAUGAUAACCUUAGCAGACUUUUGUCGGAGUACUUAGGAUUGGAGACUAUGAUGGCAAUUGUAUGCAUGACAUAUGAAGGUGUUAAAACUCUAGAAAUGUGUGACAAAGAGGGCAGGAUUAACAAGAGUGCUGGUCUUCAUGGGCUUGGACCUUCAAUUGGAAGGCCCAUGGAUGGUCGAUUUCUAGUUAUUUGUCUUGAAGGCUUAAGACCAUAUGCCGGUGACUUUGUAGCUGAUGACCCACAAAGGAAGCUUGCUCUUUUGAAACCAAGAUUACCAAAUGGGGAUGUUCCACCUGGGUUUAUUGGUUUUGCCGUGAAUAUGAUAACUGUGGACAGUAUGAACUUAUCUUGUCUUACAGCCAGUGGGCAUGGCCUCAGAGAGACUUUAUUCUAUAGUCUUUUCUCUCGCUUGCAAGUAUAUAGAACCAGAGCAGAUAUGCUACUUGCCACCCCCUGUAUAAGUGAUGGUGCCAUUUCUUUAGAUGGUGGGAUGAUUAGGAGCACUGGUAUCUUUUCCUUGGGUGAAAGGAAAGACAUAAAGGUGAGAUUUCCAAUAAGCUGUACAACAUCAAACCUACCUGCAAACUACAUUGAUAUGGAGGAUAGGAUCAAGGAAAUGAAAUGGGAGAAAGAAAGAAUUCUUGAAGAUAUGCAAAGAGAACAAGCAUUAUUGGACCAUGUAAAAAUCAAUUAUAAGGAGAAAAAGCAAGAGUUUCUCAGGUUCCUUAAAGAAAGCUCACAAUAUGUGGCUCAGAAUGAAGCUCAGAUGAUGCAAAAUAGAAGCUUCCCCAGAUGAAAUGUGCAUGGGAAGAGUCCGGUACCCAUUUUGAAGCUUCAUAUGAUAUUUGAACUACAACUAUUUGUUUUAGCUGUCAUCUGUGUAAUUAUUUUCUGGUCAGACAAAAGAAAAUCUUACACGAAUGAAUAUGGGUGAACAGGGGUAGUUUCUUGGAUGGAAUGGGUUGACUUUUCCUAGAUGUAUUAUAUGCAGAGGCCUAACUAGAUUUGGCAUCAUUUCAUUCAUCAAAAAAAAAAAAAAAAAAAAAAACUAGAUUUGGCAUCAUUUGGCCUCAUCUUAUAUGCUUGGUUAAGGUAAAAACUUCCCCAUGAUAAGCAUGAAAAAGCUUCAAUACAGAAAAGGAAAACCGGAAGGAGCAGUGUUUUUCGCUUAUUUGAAACUUACAUGCUAGUUUCUGAAGAUAGCUCUUUGCAUCUUUCUUACUAGAGGAAUUCAUACAUCUGGGAUUCUGGACAGGGAGGUAAGUACACAACCUGCAUCUUUUGUUCGGCAGCAAGUAUGCAGGGCAUACAGAGGUUGUUAAUUGGACUUCAAUUUAUGGCAGCUUGAGAAAUUGUAUAUGUAAUAAUAAUUUUAGUUACUAGUACCAUGGCCAUCUAAUGGUUGGCAACUAUUUCUCAAUUUUUUUUUUCCAUACGGUAGAUUAGGGAGAAUAGUAUCUUGUGGGGGCUUUUCCAUGUUAGUCUGGCUUUAUGUGAUUGUAGAUUGCAGGAUGACUUGAAGCUGGAACCGUAAAAUGAGUAAUAGAAGUUCAUGUUGGACUGA
Nelumbo nucifera (sacred lotus) is the source of this 2641-nucleotide messenger RNA. It is a transcript of the gene DMS3, whose product is annotated as defective in meristem silencing 3. The record is from RefSeq and is a predicted model, not a curated record. NCBI's taxonomy places the organism in Eukaryota, Viridiplantae, Streptophyta, Magnoliopsida, Proteales, Nelumbonaceae.